This is a messenger RNA of Ixodes scapularis (black-legged tick), 861 nucleotides long. Its product is annotated as 28S ribosomal protein S11, mitochondrial. The coding region runs from base 114 to 758 and encodes 214 amino acids. Gene Ontology annotation, cellular component: ribosome; mitochondrial small ribosomal subunit. Gene Ontology annotation, biological process: ribosomal small subunit assembly; maturation of SSU-rRNA from tricistronic rRNA transcript (SSU-rRNA, 5.8S rRNA, LSU-rRNA); translation. The transcript has 6 exons. Lineage: Eukaryota; Metazoa; Arthropoda; Arachnida; Ixodida; Ixodidae. The record is from RefSeq and is a predicted model, not a curated record. Gene Ontology annotation, molecular function: mRNA 5'-UTR binding; small ribosomal subunit rRNA binding; structural constituent of ribosome.
ACUCAACGACUGCCGCCUGGUGAGAUAUCGUGACCUCUGUCCUGUCCUACCUGCGAUUGCAGUCAGACGUGUUUUUCGCGCUUCCCCGAAUCCGAUCGUGGAAUCUAAGCAAAAUGUCCCGUUUCAAAACGAUUCUGGCGGCUUCGAGAAGUCUCAGUUUGUCCCGAACUAAAUUCGCCAGCGUCGUAAACUCUCUUGAUCUCGUCGCGGUGACUGGGAGCGGCCAACGAGCACUCUGCACAACAUGUCUGCUCAACAAGGCUGAGGACAGGAGGUCUAUGAUGGCGUCCCUCCCCAAGAAAGACGAAGGCACUCAGGGCGAUAAAUCGGCCGACAUCGACGCUUCCCACCUAACCAGGAGCAUGUUUCCCGACGAAGACACCCCCAAUCUCCUCUUCGAUGGCGUCCGGUUCCAAGAUCUGCCCAUCUGCCACAUCAAGUGUAGCCUGAACAACACCAUCUUGGCACUGACCGACCGAACAGGUAAACCGGUUGCCAUGAAAUCGGGCGGAACUGAAGGCUACAAGAAUGCCAGGAAAGGUACAACUGUUGCGGCGCAAGCGGCGGCACUCAGCUUCAGCUCGGUUGCCGAACUACGGGCCAUCAAGAACAUCAGGGUCAUUGUCAAGGGCCUGGGCCCAGGAAGGCUGGCAUCCAUCAAAGGUCUUCAGAUGGGCGGCUUAAAUGUAGUUUCGAUCACCGACCGGACGCCAGCACCUGAGAAGUGUCCUCGUCCACGCAAAGCAAAGAGGCUUUGAUUGUCAUCACGUCUCGUUGGUUUACGAAAACAUACCUUCAUCACUUUCAUCAGCUGAAAAUUGUAGAAUAUAUUUCUGUAAAUAAAAGCUUCAGAAGUUACUA